Neopelma chrysocephalum (saffron-crested tyrant-manakin) is the source of this 5863-nucleotide messenger RNA. RefSeq names its product family with sequence similarity 168 member B (gene FAM168B). The record is from RefSeq and is a predicted model, not a curated record. NCBI's taxonomy places the organism in Eukaryota, Metazoa, Chordata, Aves, Passeriformes, Pipridae. The coding region runs from base 176 to 763 and encodes 195 amino acids. The transcript has 7 exons.
UGUGCCCCUGAGCGGGGCAGCGGCUCGGGUGCAGUCCCCUGGGUGUCUGCGAAGAGCUGUGAGCCAGAACGGAAAGAGGUACAAACUGGGCCUGCAGUGCUUUUCUAGAUCGCUUGGAGCCAAGUAAACACCGCGCGAAUGGUGAAAUCGGUGCUCUGAGAAAGUUACUGAAAUCAUGAAUCCUGUGUAUAGCCCUGGAUCUUCUGGGGUUCCCUAUGCAAAUGCCAAAGGAAUUGGUUAUCCAGCUGGCUUCCCAAUGGGCUAUGCAGCAGCUGCUCCUGCCUAUUCCCCUAACAUGUAUCCUGGAGCAAAUCCUACCUUCCAAACAGGUUAUACACCAGGUACCCCGUACAAAGUCUCCUGUUCACCCACCAGUGGAGCAGUGCCACCGUAUUCCUCGUCACCGAAUCCCUACCAGACUGCUGUGUACCCAGUCAGAAGUGCCUACCCACAGCAGAAUCCAUAUGCACAGCAAGGCACUUACUACACACAGCCUUUAUAUGCAGCACCACCCCACGUAAUUCACCACACCACAGUCGUGCAGCCCAAUGGAAUGCCAGCAACCAUGUAUCCUGCUCCGAUCCCCCCACCCCGAGGGAACGGGGUGACCAUGGGCAUGGUGGCUGGGACGACUAUGGCAAUGUCAGCAGGUACUUUGUUGACAACUCAUUCCCCAACUCCAGUAGCCCCUCAUCCAGUUACUAUGCCCACGUAUCGGGCUCCAGGAACACCAACCUAUAGUUAUGUGCCCCCACAGUGGUGAUCAUCCUGGCAGUCAGUGUUUGAAGAUGGGAGAUAUGCAAUCAAGAAAUUGAGGUUUAAAAGUUGGUGCUGAAGCCCUCAUGCCUCCAACCAGGACUUUCCUUCUGAAUGCUUUCAACACUUGGCUAAACACUACUAAUUCCUGAUCACUGAAGAUUUUCCAGUGCUGCAUAUCUUACAUCUUGGAACUCCAGCAGUUAGUCUUAAAGCAAAUCCUGUUUUGUGGACUGUCUUGCAAUUUUUUAGCUAAUUAUAACGAUAAAAAGGGAGUAUAAAUUUAUUCUGAUCCAUAUCUAGUUGAAUGCAUGUUAAAACACAAAAACAAAGCUUGCUCAAUCUACCUGCAGUGACUGAUGCAAAAACCAUCAUAUGCAAAUCCAAAGGAACCGAAAAGUAUUUUACAACUUGUAUCACUAAUGCACUGUUGUAAUGUAUGCAGGGUCUGAAAAGGUAGAAUCAUGAAAGUGAGUUUCUUUCUGGAAUACCAUAACAUACAUUAGAUAAGUGCUUCAGCCUUUUUCAGGUUGACGGAGUUGCCAGUUUAAAAGGGGCAUAUUUUUAUUUAAGUGAUGUGUUCUUUUCGAAUUCAGCUACUAAAUUGGAGUGACUGGAAAAUGAGUCAGACAAGUUGUAGAAAUCCCGCACACAAUUAGUUUACUUCAUACCUUUUCAUUUUCAUGAUAUGAAUUCAGUGUUAUACAGAUGUUCUUAGGAUCAGAAUGAAAUGACAGAGGUAAUGCUGUGUGUGCCAGUAAAUAAGGCAAACUUCCUUGAGGCAAAACUGGCUCUUAGGAAUAGUAGGAGGUGAUAUCACUUGCAUAAAGAAUUGCAUGUCCUGGGGAGAUUUCUAUCCAGUACUAUCUUUCAUACGAUGCAAGAUGUGUCAAAGUGAGACUGCCACACAGAUUGAUAGAAAACACUUUUAGUUCUCAGUUGAGGAAAUCCGUGCUGUUUUUCCUAAAGAAUGUUGUAGUCAGUUGAAAAUGUACAUGCAGCUGAUCCAGCUUGCUUUCUGGAAACUUAGGAAGUGCGAGGGCUUUCUGCAGCAAACAGAGUUCAGAUGCAUGUUACUCUGAGGAAAGCUUGUGUGCCUGAUGAGUAUGUUAAAGGGGAACAAAUCAUUUUAAUGCAAUUUCCUUAUUAGCUACUUGCAGUAUGGACUAUGGAUACUCUGUAGUAGGGCUGCCAGAGGUUUCAAAAAGCAGUUCUUUUUUUUUUUUUCCUGAAAGUAUUUGUAAUUGAAAUAGGAGCCACAUGUUGGUUACAGCAUUUUUACGUGUUUUCUUAGUAUUUUCUUUUUUUACUUCCUAAAUUGCACUUGGAAGCACGUAAAAUAAGACUCAACUGCAGAUUAGCAUUUCAUUGCAGUGAGUCAUUUGUGAUAUUCUUUCUUGCAACUUCAAUUUUUAAAGUACCUCAGAGCAAAUGCUGUGGGCAUAAAGGGCUAGCCUUGGAACCCAUUUGUAUACCAAAAUCGUUAUGGGAGAGAUUUUAAAUUUUUAAAUUUGAAUAUUGCACAUGAAAAUCGAGGUUUUUCUUAAACCUGCUUGACUUACAAUUCCAGAAAGAUGCAAUUUUCUUUUUUUUUUUUCUUUUUUUGAUACAUUCUGCCUGCAAUAAAUUAUGCAGUAAAUGGUUAUAAAAUGUUGUUCCCUUUUAAGCAUUUACACCGAGGUAUAUCAGGCUGUAUUGUUCCCUUAGGUAAACUUCCAUUCAGAAUUAAAUUUUUUGAAGUUGUGUAUCUAGUUACGCUUUGUUUUGGGGUGUUCUGCUCCUGUACAGAUUUGGCAGCUGCUUUGGGGCAGCAUCAGUGCUGAUUUAAUGCUGCCAUCCCAGUACUCUGCCCUGGUGGGAGGCUUGUGUACCUUCAUACCCCAUUGGUGGUUAGAGCCUUCAGUAACUUUAUUUUUUACAGUAAGCACUCUCUGUAUUUUGUACCCCCCCUUUUUUUUUUAAAUAAAGUUUAGGUUUAUUUUGCAUGAAUCACUGUCAGUGGAUGGCCCCCUUAUUUCUAAUGCCUUGAACAUAACUAUGUUGUUAGAAUAAGUACUUUAAACCUUAUUCGUGAGCACUUACUGCAGCUUAGGGAUUUCCAUAUGUUUUUUAUAUGGAGCAGAAAAUUACCCAAGACAAACUUAGUCGAAUCUGUAGUGCUUUGUUCAAGUCUGUUUAACAAUUCCAUUUGUGUAGUAGAUGUGCAGCUUUGAUUAGUGAGGUGUGGCAGAGCACAAUGAGCAUUAACACAGGGCACUUGUCCUGAGCGUGGUUUUAACCAGGAGCUGAGGUCUGGAGCAGGGCUGUGUUGGGGAGGAGCUGGGAAGGCCAAGCUGAAAGCUUUGCUGUCUCCUGUCUCAUCACCAUAAACUGAAGCUUUGAAAAUCAUAGGAGAGAACUUCCAUGAAUGCUGCAAUAGAGAAAUAGUUGAGAAAUGAAUAUAACUUCCUGUAUAUUUGCUCUAACUUCAGAUUCCGAAAUGUCAUCUUGGAAUUGAUCUCCAUAUAGUAUUCCAUAACAUUUAGGCAGUCUCACUUACUUGAGCACUUUUUUUCCUAAGUUGCAUUAUGGGAUUCAUCCAGGAGGGAGAAACUGUACCUUUUCCAAAGGUACCACACCUUCCAGUUCUGAGCGACUCUGAUCUGCUGGGAGGCUGGAGCGUGUCUCCAGGAGUUGUUAUGAAAAGUAACCAAAAGCACAGUGCAGGGGGACGGGGGAAUAUGUGUAUAUAUAACUAUCUUAAUGGUAUUUUGUUGCAAAUAGUAGAAAGCAUGGAUAUAAAACUGCAGCAGGGGAAACUGUACAUCAUUAAAUAGGCGUUUACACAGUGAGGGUCUUACGAAACAUUCUCUCCUGCUUUUUAUAUAACAUUCCCUAUUUAGAAUUCCUUUAUAAAUGAAUACGCAGUAUGUGUUUGCACAAGAGCUCCUCAGCAAGUGAAAAGAGCUAGUGCAGUAGAGACAUUUCAGAUCAAGCUUCUCUUUAAAAAAAAAAACAAAAAACCAAAAAAAAACCACACAAAAAAACUUUUAUGGCAGCUUUAUAUGAUUAAAAAAAAAGUACUACUAUAAACCUGGAACUGAAAAUAACUUGCAGCAAUAACAAAGAGAAGUCCAAGAAAGAUUUUUCUUUUUUUUUGGUUAAAAUUCAAAUUUCAAGUGUUGAGUUUAGAUAACGUAUUUUUAAAAAACUGAGGUAUUCCCUAUGUCAGUAACAGCUGAUGAAAAUGUCUUUUAAAUGUAGCAGCAGCAAAAGAAAAAUGGCUAAUAACUGGCACCAAAAACAUGUAGCCCUAGUCAGUGGCAUGGUGGUUAACUAAACACUAGGAAGGAAAAGAGAGAACCUACUAUUAGAUGUUGCUUAUGCUUGUUGUAACCAUCUCCUGUUUGAAGUUUCUAGGAGACAUGCAGGAAUGCUGUUCAAGAAAGCUUCUUUUUGAGUGUACUAUGCAAGUUAAAUGCUUAGAUGCAGUGGUAGACAAAAAAAGUCCUUUAUUUUAGUUGAAGUUCUUCCUCGUAUUGCUUCAUCCACUGAAAAAAAAAAAAAAACCAAAAACCAGAACCAAACCACCACCUGUAAGUACCACCGUGUCUUAGUGUUGUCAGAAAAUAGCUGAUGGUGCAGAGCUGUAUACCAGGGUACUCAGCAUUGACUGCUCUCCAUGGAGCAUUCUGGCUUCACUGCUCCUUGGGUAGUAAGGCAAGAGAUGGUCAGGAUUGUCUUGGAAUCACUCCCCAGUGCUUCAGCACAGUAUUACACACUUGUUCAUUUGGGUUUUGCUUGAAUAGGUGAGCACAGCAAUCCAAUACCACCACCUAAGUAGGCUUAAACUCAUCCCAGGAGUAGUAACUACCGUGUGUGUGAAACCUCCCAUCUUAGGAUCGUGAGCGAUAGUGAUGCUUCAGCUGGAGCUCGAGGGAAAGGACAGAUGCGGGGGCUGUGCCUGGCCGAUGUGGUGCCCGGGCUGUGGUCUGUGCCUGGCCUGGGUGGUGCCCGGGCCGUGGUCUGUGCCGUGUUCCAUGGGAAACAGGCCCAGUCACCCCAGGCCUCUCCAGCAGGUGUCAGGCGGGAGCCCAGCCCCGUGUCCCUGCGGUUGUGAACGCUGGAACAGACACGGCGAGUUCAGCACAUUCACAUUGUUCUCAUUACUAAGUGUCAGCUUUCUAAUCCUGUAUCGUGUCAGCUCGAAGGGUCCUGCAGAGCCCUCAGACAUGAGGAGGUGCAGUGCUGCUUAGCAGGAGCUCCUGCAGCAGGGAAGGGCAGUUUGUGCAUCAGGGCUCACCAAGAGCCGAGUUGGUUCUGAGCUCUCUGAAGGAGCGAGGCCUCGGCAGGCUGUGCACCUCUGGUCAGGGGUGCUGAGGGGGAAUAAGGGCUGGUUUGUAGACUGAAGAGAGGGAAAAGGAACAGUGCUUAUCUGGGGACAAGGAAACCUUUUCUUGUGUGGGUUGCAUAUAACACUGAAACAUCUGAAUUUCAUGCGUAGUAAGGGUCCAUUUGUGAUUUGUAAAAUUUAUGGGCUCUGAAGUUUAAACAUCAAGAAAGUGAACAUGACUUUUCUAAACUGGUUGUGACUUUUGGGCACUUAGCAGGCAAACUGGGAAAGCUUUUUUAGCUGGCUGCUGUACAGAUUUGUUUUAAGUAGAAGGGAUUUGUUAGUGGGUUUUUUUUAAUUGUAAUGCUAUUAUUGGCUGCCCUCCUGUCCAAGAUUUUAAAAAGUGAGUGCAUGCAAUGGAAGUACAAGAGGCCCCAGUAAUAGUUCUCCAUGUUUGUUAUGAAAUAGACACAGGUUUCCUUUUUAUGACUUUUUUUAAAACUGUCUUAGGAACAGUUGUAUUGGUACUUUUUUUUUUAAGUUUAGGUCAAUGUUGUCUUCCAGAAUAAGUUUUAAGGCAUCACUCACUCCUGCAUUGAACUAUUGCAUCAACACAAAGAGUGGAGAUUCCAUUCUGAGCCAGUUCAAUUGUGAAAAUUCAUACUUUUUUUAUUUUUUAUGCAAUUCAAUGAGUAGAUGAGCUCAGAUUUAAAUUCUUAAAAGCACGUUUAUUGUAACAAGAAUUGUUAUGUAUUAAUACUUCAGUUUUCAAUAAAGAUUGACUUGUGUUGCUUA